AUGGAGAGCAGGAAGGACAUGGUGAUGUUUCUUGAAGGAGGGCAGCUUGGCACGCUCGUUGGCAAGAGGGGAGCUAAUCUGUCAGAAGCGGUGGGGAGCCCUGGCCCCGAACCCCCAGAAAACAUGAUCCACCGGAAUUGCCUGAGCCCCCGUUCGGGCCCCUUGGCGUCCCGGGAGAGGGGCGGAGGCGGCAAGGAGGAGGAAAUCGAGAGAUUGCCCCGGACAGCUUCGGGGGCGGGGGCGGAGAGCCGCUCGGCAGGGCCGGUUGGGGUGGCCCCGCCGCCCUCCUCCGAGUCCCCCUCGGCCAAAGGCCAGCAGAGCAGCUCGGAUACCGAGUCGGAUUUCUAUGAAGAAAUCGAGGUGAGCUGCACCCCAGACUGCACCGCGGGGAGCGCCGAGUACCAGCACAGGAAAGGGCCAUGUUCCGAAGCCCUGGCCGGCAGUCCCAGCGGUGGCGGGGAGCCCCCCAAGAGCGGCGGCGGGGGCGGCCCGGGAGGCGGCGGCGGCGGCGGGGGCGGCGGCUCCCAGGGCUCCCUGGCCUGCAGCGCCAGCGAUCAGAUGCGCCGCUACCGUACCGCCUUCACCAGGGAGCAGAUCGCCCGCUUGGAGAAGGAAUUCUAUAGGGAGAAUUACGUGUCGCGGCCUCGGAGGUGCGAGCUGGCGGCCGCCUUAAACCUGCCCGAGACCACCAUCAAGGUGUGGUUCCAGAACCGAAGGAUGAAGGACAAGAGGCAACGCUUAGCCAUGACCUGGCCCCACCCAGCCGAUCCUGCUUUUUAUACUUACAUGAUGAGCCACGCAGCGGCCACAGGGAACCUGCCCUACCCUUUCCCCUCCCACCUGCCCCUUCCUUACUACUCCCACAUGGGCCUGGGAGCCACUUCAGCCUCUGCUGCCACCCCAUUCAGCACUCCACUGAGGCCCCUGGAUACCUUCCGGGUCCUGUCCCACCCUUACCCGAGACCCGAACUCCUCUGUGCUUUUAGACACCCGUCUCUCUAUCCAGCCCCAACAACGCAUGGACUUGGAGGUUCCGGGGGCAGUCCGUGCUCGUGUCUGGCUUGCCACACCAGCCAGUCCAACGGCCUGGCACAGAGACCUUCCGGCUCAGACUUUUCCUGCUCCUCCACAACCAGGACGGACUCUUUCAUCACUUUUACACCCUCGGUACUGAGCAAAACCUCCUCAGUGUCCCUGGAUCAGAGGGAGGAAGUCCCCCUCACAAGAUAAAAGGUGCAUCUCGGGUUUCUCUCCAGAAUACUCAAUGGGGGGGAAGACCCCAUUGCUCUAGGACUCACCCUCCCACCACCCACCUUUCCACCUUUAUUUAAUUCCCUUCCAUCUUCCCUUGGACAUCUGUGGAAAAAAGAAGUAGACGGAGGACUGGAAAUAACAGCCUGAAAAGGAAACCUAGUGAAAUGUUGGGAAAGGAAGCCACUUGGCUGGCUGUGUCCAAGGCACAGCCUGCCAUCGGUCUUUGGAGGAGAUGCCAGAGCCUGGCAGGGAGGGGACCUUACCUGUGUAUGUCUUCAAGGCUCUACCUGAAAAGAAAAGAAAAAAAAAAUGAUGAAACUUAAAAACCCACACAAGCACACGAAUAUACACUCUCGUCCACAGACAUACACCUACACAAGCACGUACAGAGCAACCUUAUUCUCCUAUCUUAACCUGACAAAGCUGAAACACUGGAAGGGGAUAUCGCUGUCUUUAACAAAAGGUUGUGUGCAUAUACAUAAACGACAUAAAGAGUUCUCUUUGCCAGAUUUUCUAAGUCUAGCUUUGGAGAUUCUGGAUAGCUACACAAGUCAGCAUUUCUUUUAAAAAUAGAGAAAAGGGAAAAAAAUUGUUUUGCUGCCAUAAAGAUCCUACCAACAUGUAUAUAUUUUUGGUGGUUUGAUUGCAUUCUUUGUGUCUCAGAAAUACAGUAUAUUCCAAUUGAUGAGCAUCGAAUCUCUUCCCUAGAACUCAAAACCUUACUUGGUUCUCAUUUCAUCUGCCUGUCUGUUUGUAUCUUUCUCUCUCCGUCCUCUUGUUUGUCUCACAAAAAGAUCUUCAAAGGAAAGAAGGGGUGCAGCAGGGUGCAAAUGAGUUAUUUAUUGAGAAACAAGUGUCUGAUUAUCAGGGGCUGAAGAGUGCCCU
This is a messenger RNA of Antechinus flavipes (yellow-footed antechinus), 2139 nucleotides long. It is a transcript of the gene EVX1, whose product is annotated as even-skipped homeobox 1. Gene Ontology annotation, molecular function: RNA polymerase II cis-regulatory region sequence-specific DNA binding; DNA-binding transcription factor activity, RNA polymerase II-specific. NCBI's taxonomy places the organism in Eukaryota, Metazoa, Chordata, Mammalia, Dasyuromorphia, Dasyuridae. Gene Ontology annotation, cellular component: nucleus. The record is from RefSeq and is a predicted model, not a curated record. Gene Ontology annotation, biological process: regulation of transcription by RNA polymerase II. The transcript is spliced from 3 exons. The coding region runs from base 1 to 1230 and encodes 409 amino acids.